Messenger RNA from Calidris pugnax (ruff), 4457 nucleotides. RefSeq names its product ubiquitin-like modifier activating enzyme 5 (gene UBA5). Gene Ontology annotation, cellular component: cytosol; cytoplasm. Gene Ontology annotation, molecular function: UFM1 activating enzyme activity. The transcript has 12 exons. Lineage: Eukaryota; Metazoa; Chordata; Aves; Charadriiformes; Scolopacidae. Bases 43 to 1242 code for a protein of 399 amino acids. Gene Ontology annotation, biological process: protein ufmylation. The record is from RefSeq and is a predicted model, not a curated record.
GAAGCUGCCUCAGGCGGGGAGACGUGUCGCUGCGGUGCUGCCAUGGCGGAGCCCAGCCGGCUGGAGCAGCUGGAGCGGCGUGUGCGGGAGCUGGAAGAGGAGCUGGCUCGGGAGAAGGGCGGCGGGCGGGCGCCGCGGGCCCGCAUCGAGACCAUGAGCCCGGAGGUGACGGACUCCAACCCCUACAGUCGCUUGAUGGCGUUAAAAAGAAUGGGAAUUGUCAAAGACUAUGAGAAAAUCCGUUCCUUUACAGUUGCAGUAGUAGGUGUAGGUGGAGUUGGCAGUGUGACUGCUGAAAUGUUGACAAGGUGUGGCAUUGGUAAGCUGCUUCUGUUUGACUAUGACAAAGUGGAAUUGGCAAACAUGAACAGACUCUUCUUCCAACCUCACCAAGCUGGAUUAAGUAAAGUGCAAGCAGCAGAGCAUACUUUGAGGAAUAUUAAUCCGGAUGUUCAAUUCGAAGUACAUAACUACAACAUCACAACACUGGACAACUUUGAACACUUCAUGAAUAGAAUAAGUAACGGUGCACUAGAGGAAGGGAAGCCUGUUGAUCUUGUUCUAAGCUGUGUGGACAACUUUGAAGCUCGCAUGGCAAUUAACACGGCUUGCAACGAACUUGGCCAGAUAUGGAUGGAAUCUGGAGUGAGUGAAAAUGCAGUGUCAGGACAUAUACAGCUGAUCAUACCUGGUGAAUCUGCUUGUUUUGCGUGUGCUCCUCCGCUUGUAGUUGCUGCCAAUAUUGAUGAAAAAACAUUAAAACGAGAAGGAGUUUGUGCAGCUAGUCUUCCUACAACUAUGGGUGUCGUGGCAGGAAUGCUCGUGCAAAAUGUUCUGAAAUAUCUGCUAAAUUUUGGUACUGUGAGUUACUACCUUGGUUACAAUGCGAUGCAGGAUUUCUUCCCAACCAUGUCCAUGAAGCCAAACCCACAAUGUAGUGACCAAAAUUGCAGAAAACAGCAAGAAAAUUAUAAGAAAAAAGAAGCCGCAAGACCAAAAGAAGAAGUAAUUGAACAGGAAGAAGAAAUAGUACACGAGGACAAUGACUGGGGUAUCGAAUUAGUAUCAGAAACUUCAGAAGAGGAGCUGAAGGCUGCUUCUGGCCCAGUACCUGAGCUUCCCGAGGGAAUUACUGUAGCAUAUACUAUCCCAAACAAGGAAGAGAAUCUGAUAACUGAGGAAACGGUGGCAGAGUCUGAAGAAAGCCUAGAAGAACUCAUGGCCAAAAUGAGAAACAUGUAGCAAACCAAAUACUAAGUAUAACUUUUAGGAGUUGACAUUGAAUUUUGAGAAAACCAGACUAUUUAUCCUUACAUUUCUGGUGAAAUGGAACUGUUACAGGGGCAGGAAGGCAACCGAACUACCUUGUUUAUGUUCUGAUGUCUAGUCAACGUCUUUAACAUAUGAAGUUGUGCUACUGUAAAUUUUAAUGUCUCAGCAUUGCUAGUGUCCAGGUGGUCAGUAGAAAAUAAAAAGGAGACGGAUAAACUAACAAAAGCAGGCCUAGCAUAUCGGAUGCAAUAUCAUGUGAUGAGAACAGGACGUAGUAGAGAACAAGUGAAAGAUGAAAUCUGCUGGAGCAGAUUCAACAGGUCAGAGGCAGAUGAUGGUGCCUCACUCCUAUUGCUGCUCCUGAUUUUCCAUGCACUUGCACUCAUCAUUGUUCACUGGUCUCUCUAAAUUCUUGGCAUGGAUCAUGCUGUGGUUACUUUUUCUGAGUAAACAGAACAUUCCAGCCUUUUCAUCAGCCUUAAAUAUCCCUGGAAUGGAUUUAUUUUUUUUUAAGCUUCCCUGGUUUUAUCCAUGUUUUACUGCUGCUUAUUCUUAAAUAGUUGCCUGUAUUUUUGUGCGUGAUGAUUUGAGUGUGUUGCAACAAGGCCAAGUCUUCUGUUAGCAGAUAAUUAUACUAGGAGACCGGGUCUUAGCUGUCCCUGUUUCAGUUGGCAGAUGCUUUUCAUGACAAAAUCUCUUAAGAAUUACCAGCGACAGUGGAAAGGAGAUUUUGUUGUAUCUCUUCAGAAAUCUGAAUAUUACAUUUUUGUUGGUUAUUAAAAGUUUAGCUGUAAUUCUGAUCCCUCCCCAUGAUACAGGCUAUGUUAAGGAAUAUACUUUAUCUGAGUUUGCAUAGGAAAUCAUGGGAAAUUUAAUGCUCUGAACUUUGUUUUGUGUUGCAGCUAUCUUCAGGGGAGUAGCUGAGCUAUUGAGUUUGUCUUGUAAGUAAUGCUAGUACAGUAGCAUGAACUUUUAAAUUAUCAUGUGUUAAACAUUUAAAUUAUCAUGUGUUACAGGUCACAUUAUCAUGUGACCUGUAAAUGUACACAACCUGUACUGGUAGUGCCCUGGCAGAACUAGGAGCAUAAAUUCCAAAUAUUUUAACUGCUGUGGGCGUCUGAUGCAGAACUUGAUUGUUACUUAGAUUUGGUUUAGAAGAAUGUAAAUUUCAGCCUUUGCAGAAUAAUACAAACAUUUCCAGCUUGGGCUCUUCAAAGCACCUUUCCACAGCACGAUGCAGCCAACACAGAACCAGCCAGUAACACUCGUGGCAGUAUCCCAUCCACAUGUAAAAAGACUAAUAUUGUGGAGGUGCUUCUGUCUCUUAGGGCAGCUGAAUGCUUGGUUAAAAAAAUAUUUGAUUUCUAAGCAACGGUUAUAAACUUCAAAAGCUGUUUCCUCCACAGCUGACACUAGAUUAUGUUCUUUACAUAGAAGUCAUCUCUGAAGCUGGUGGGGAGGUUUUGGGUGGGCUUUGUGUGCAGUGCAUUAUACUGUAAAAGGGAAGAUUUUUUUUUUUUUUUUUAAUCAAGUACAGUUUUGGAGAAAACGGAUUUUAGAAUUGAACUGCAAAGAGGGAAAAGAAACAAUGAGAUCACUAAAAAAGUACAUACUUGAAUCUGUGUCACCAAGUCUACUUUAGCUUGAUCCAAGUGUCAGUUUAAGUGUUACUUAUGUUUCUUUGUGGCUUUACCUUUCUGUUGGGGACAGUAAAAGUGAGGCACACACCUGGCUCUGGAGACUCUGAGGCAAAUGGUUGAUUAAUUUCUGCACCAGCUCCGUUAGUCUUAAUUCCGGCUGAUGUGGCUGCCCCCAUGUGCUUGACAGCUUUACAAGAGGCAAUUCUUUACCAUUUUAGUUCAUGUACAGUUUUACGAGCAAAUUAAUACAUUUUUUUGCAUGCCCACUUAUGGAGCAUGCAUAAUGGUUCUGUUACUUUCAGUCUUUCAACUUGUAUAUACAAGAAGAAUUUGAAAUGAUUAAAUUAAGUGUAUGUGCCAAUGCUUAAAAUUACUUAAAAGUAAGCUUUAAGGAUAAUUUUUUAAUUAAAAAGACAUUUACAAUUAUAAUCUACUCCGACUAUAAAACCUAUUGGGAAAUUUAUGACUUCUUUUGUUAGGAACUAACAAAUUAAAGCAUAUUGCAGUGGCUUAGUCCAGCUUUGUUUCUUUGGCAAUCUUAUAAAAGAAGCUUUCAGUGUUUAUAGUGUAUCAAUCAUGAAUGUUAGUGAGAUGUUGGUGUUCCAACUCUGUGAUUAAAUCUCCCUUGAAACUGCUGACACUCUGGUUUGAGGUGGAGUUUUCGUACACAGAAGUAUUACUUGGCAUACGCAAGAUACACAAAUUACUUUUUAUAAUGUCCAUGAAGUACAUGUUUUAAGAGCACUAUGUCUAUACUGCAGGAGGUUAUGGCCAACAAGGGGCCUGCAAGACCCUCCACUAUUACUCAAGAUCUUGUUUUACUGCCUGUAGAGAAUGGAUUUUUCUUCAGGUUGGCAGGGUAAGCUGUUGUUUCCUCACCGUCUUUGCUAAGGGAGAACGGAUGGUUGGGAUCAGCUACUUUCUAGGGAUUCAUUUUUUUUCCUUCUGAAGCAACCAUGCAACCUAGGAAAAAGUUGGAGCAAAGUGACUCAAGGGAACAAUAGGAACAAUUCAGAAUUGGAAAUCACUAAAUGGGGAAGGUCUGAUACAACACUGACGGUCUAGAAAGUAGUUUCUUAUUUAGCCAGCAAGAUUAAGAAAAGCUAUUUAGGAGAGCAAGAUGUAUCAUCGUUAUACGUGUUCCAAUCAGAGGUGACAAGCGAGACCAGACAUCUGAUAAUUCAUGAGACUGGCUUUAGAGGAGGGAAUUAACAAAUUAACAGGUCUGAGAAGAGUAGGCAACAAACACGUAACAAGCUGAGAAGGGUAAGGGGUUUGGGAUUUGUUUAUUUGUGGUGGAGGGUUUGUUUCUUUGUUUUCCUUCCUUUCACUCCUCUCCUUACUCCGUAACAGUCCUGUAAAGAAACUUUCCAAUUUUCAAAAUUUUUCAAGGUGUCUGGAAUAUAGUGGGAAAGGUCUCUUUGAUUAAAAACCCAUUUUCUUAAGAGAAAAAUAUACAGAGAUCUAUAAAAGCAUCAAUUCUUUUUGCUGUAUUGUAACACCUUUUAAUUUCUCUUCAACUAAAUUUUAUUCUUAAAAACCAAA